AGCGAAGCGCCCUCCCCCUAGCGUCCCAGACAGCGGAGGGAGUCGCCGCCUACCGCCGCCGCCGCAGGGCCCGCCGCUGGGAUGCCGAGCGCCCGCGCCGCCGCUGCCUCUGUCCUCCGCGCGCUGCUCAGCUGAAGGCGCACAGGAUUCAAUUACUGGACUUGUCAACUCUGCCAGUGUACGUGCCAUUUCUCUUCCACUAUGAGAGGAUCGAUUGUAUUGCAUAUUUGUCUGGCUUUCUGUAGCCUUCUGCUUUUCAACGUUGCCACACAAUGUCUGGCCUUCCCCAAAAUAGAAAGGAGGAGGGAGAUAGCACAUGUUCAUGCGGAAAAAGGGCAGUCCGAUAAGAUGAACACCGAUGACCUAGAAAAUAGCUCCGUUACCUCAAAGCAGACUCCCCAACUGGUGGUCUCUGAAGAUCCAAUGAUGAUGUCAGCAGGACCAUCGGCAACAUCAUUAAAUAAAGCAUUCUCGAUUAACAAAGAAACCCAGCCUGGACAAGCUGGGCUCAUGCAAACUGAACGCCCUGGUGUUUCCACUGCUACUGAGUCAGGUGUCCCCUCAGCUGAAGAAGUAUUUGGUUCCAGCCAGCCAGAGAGAAUAUCUCCUGAAAGUGGACUUGCCAAGGCCAUGUUAACCAUUGCUAUCACUGUGACUCCUUCUCUGACUGUUGAUGAAAAGGAGGAACUCCUUACAAGCACUAACUUUCAGCCCAUUGUGGAAGAGAUCACAGAAACCACAAAAGGUUUUCUGAAGUAUAUGGAUAAUCAAUCAUUUGCAACUGAAAGUCAGGAAGGAGUUGGUUUGGGACAUUCACCUUCAUCCUAUGUGAAUACUAAGGAAAUGCUAACCACCAAUCCAAAGACUGAGAAAUUUGAAGCAGGCACAGACCACAGGACAACUUCUUUUCCUGGUGCUGAGUCCACAGCAGGCAGUGAGCCUGGAAGCCUCACCCCUGAUAAGGAGAAGCCUUCACAGAUGACAGCUGAUAACACCCAGGCUGCUGCCACCAAGCAACCACUCGAAACUUCCGAGUACACCCUGAGUGUUGAGCCAGAAACUGAUAGUCUGCUGGGAGCCCCAGAAGUCACAGUGAGUGUCAGCACAGCUGUUCCAGCUGCCUCUGCCUUAAGUGAUGAGUGGGAUGACACCAAAUUAGAGAGUGUAAGCCGGAUAAGGACCCCCAAGCUUGGAGACAAUGAAGAGACUCAGGUGAGAACGGAGAUGUCUCAGACAGCACAAGUAAGCCAUGAGGGUAUGGAAGGAGGCCAGCCUUGGACAGAGGCUGCACAGGUGGCUCUGGGGCUGCCUGAAGGGGAAACACACAUGGGCACAGCCCUGCUAAUAGCGCAUGGGAAUGAGAGAUCACCUGCUUUCACCGAUCAAAGUUCCUUUACCCCCACAAGUCUGAUGGAAGACAUGAAAGUUUCCAUUGUGAACUUGCUCCAAAGUACGAGAGACUUCACGGAAUCCACCAAGGAAAACGAUACCCUGUUUUUCUUAGAAACCACUGUUUCUGUCUCUGAAUAUGAGUCUGAGGCAGACCAACUGUUGGGAAAUACAAUGAAAGACAUCAUCACUCAAGAGAUGACAACAGCUGUUCAAGAGCCAGAUGCCACUUUAUCCAUGGUGACACAAGAGCAGGUUGCUACCCUCGAGCUUAUCAGAGACAGUGGCAAGACUGAGGAAGAAAAGGAGGACCCCUCUCCUGUGUCUGACGUUCCUGGUGUUACUCAGCUGUCAAGAAGAUGGGAGCCUCUGGCCACUACAAUUUCAACUACAGUCGUCCCUUUGUCUUUUGAAGUUACUCCCACUGUGGAAGAACAAAUGGACACAGUCACAGGGCCAAAUGAGGAGUUCACACCAGUUCUGGGAUCUCCAGUGACACCCCCUGGAAUAAUGGUGGGGGAACCCAGCAUUUCCCCUGCACUUCCUGCUUUGGAGGCAUCCUCUGAGAGAAGAACUGUUGUUCCAUCUAUUACUCGCGUUAAUACAGCUGCCUCAUAUGGCCUGGACCAACUUGAAUCUGAAGAGACGGGGUUUCACCAUGUUGCCCAGGCUCGUCUCAAACUCCUGGGCUUAAGAAGUCUUCCUGCCUCGGCCUCCCAAAGUGUUGGAAUUACAAGUGUGAACUCCUGCACCCAGCCAAGAAAAUAUUUAAACAGCUGCCUGAAAUGGAAAUUGAAUCCAAAACAUUUUGCCACUGGUGUUUGAAGUGGACUAUCUUGUCUCAAGCCUUUUUAUUUUCUCAUGAAUGUACCUUCUAAAUAUUGUUAAGGCUACAAUGGAGGAAAUUUUAAAUUAUUAUAUUUACUAUUUUACAGUGAGUGGAAAAUUUGAAAUUUAGUAAAAAGUUUUCAAGAAAUUUUUAUAGAUUAAUAAUGGAGUUUAAAAAGUCAUGGCGAUGAGGCAUUUAACAAGGAGAGAACUGAAUAAAUUAACAGACAUGUUUAAGGUAAUGUCUGUUUUUUUCUUUCAACUUUUAGGUUUGUGGGUACAUGUACAGGUUUGUUACAUGGGUAAAUUGUGUGUCACUGGGGUUUGGUAUAUGAAUGAUCCCAUCACUCAGGUAGUGAGCAUAGUACUCGAUAGUUUGUUUUUCACUCCUCUUCCUCCUUCCACCCUCCACCCUCAAGUAGGCCCCAGUGUCUGUUGUUCCAUUCUUUGAGUUCAUAUUUACUCAGUGUUUAGCUCCCACUUACAAGUGAGAGCAUGUGAUGCUUGGUUUUCUGUUCCUGUGUUAAUUCACUUAGUUUGAUGGCCUCUAGGUGCAUCCAUAUUAUGGCAUAGGAAAUGAUUUUUUAUGGCUGCGUAGUAUUCCAUGGUGUGUAUGUAUCACAUUUUCGUUAGUCUACCAUUGUUGGGCAUCUUGGUUGAUUACCUGCCUUUGCUAUUUUGAAUGGUGCUGCUAUGGACAUAUGAGUGCAUGUUUUUUUGGUAGAAUUAUUUGUUUUUUUAGGUGUAUACCCAGAAAUGGGAUUGCUGAAUCAAAUGGUAGUUCUGUUUUAAGUUCUUUGAGAAAUCUCCAAACUGCUUUCCACAGGGGCUGAAUUAAUUUGCAUUCCCAUCCACAGUGUACAAGCAUUCCCUUUUUUCUAUAACCUCAACAGCGUCUGUUAUGUUUUGACUUCUAAUAAUAACCAUUCUGACUGGUGUGAGAUGACAUCUCAUUGUGGUUUUGAUUUGCAUUUCUCUAAUGAUUAGUGAUGUUGAGAAUUUUUUCAUAAGUCUUCUUUUGAGAAGUGUUUGUUCAUGUUCUUUGCACAUUUUUAAUGGAGUUGUUUGUAUUUUGCUUGUUGAAUUGUUUAAAUUUCUCAUAGAUUCUGGAUAUUAAACAUUUGUUGAAUGGAUAGUUUGUGAAUAUUUUCUCCCAUUCUGUUGGUUGUCUGUUUACCCCCUUGAUAGUUUCUUUUGCUGUGCAAAAGCUCUUAAGUUUAAUUAGGUCCCACUCAUUAAUUUUUAUUUUUGUUGCAAAUGCUUUUGGGGACUUAGUCAUAAAUUCUUUGCCAAGGCCAAUGUCCAGAAUGGUUUUUUCUAGAUUUUCUUCUAGGAUUUUUAUAGUUUUAUGUCUUACAUUUAAGUCUUUAAUCCAUCUUGAGUUAAUUUUUGUACAUAGUGAAAGUUAGGGGGCCGGUUUCAAUCUUCUGCAUUUGGCUAGCCAGCUAUCCCAGCAUCAUUUAUUGACUAGUGAGUCCUUUCUCCAUUGCUUGUUAUUGUUGACUUUAUUGAAGAUCAGAUGGUUGUAGGUGUGCAGCUUUAUUUCUUGGUUCUCUAUUAGAAGGUAAUAUUUAAUAAUAACAUUUCAGAUUUGAUCUAAUUUUAAAAUAUACCCAGAUUACAGAUUCUCUUAUGAGUAUUUGAAAUUGGAGAAUUUAAAAAUGGAGUUUGAAAAACAAAUAAAAACUCUCACUC
Messenger RNA from Pan troglodytes (chimpanzee), 3912 nucleotides. It is a transcript of the gene ARMH4, whose product is annotated as armadillo like helical domain containing 4. Bases 202 to 2214 code for a protein of 670 amino acids. The record is from RefSeq and is a predicted model, not a curated record. The transcript is spliced from 5 exons. Lineage: Eukaryota; Metazoa; Chordata; Mammalia; Primates; Hominidae.